This is a messenger RNA of Porites lobata, 755 nucleotides long. NCBI's taxonomy places the organism in Eukaryota, Metazoa, Cnidaria, Anthozoa, Scleractinia, Poritidae. The record is from the annotation of a GenBank genome assembly.
AUGCCCUCAGCUAACACUUUCGCGGAUAUUUUUAAGACUGCAUUGGCUCCAGUUCUAAGCCAGCUAAGCAGCCUAAACAACAACGUCACCACUGUGCUCCAGAGCGGGCACGAAGAAUCAGAUGAGGACGGUGAAACCGCCUCUGUUGACGAGCCCGCCAAUUCUGGGGACAUGGAUGCAGAUGUCUCUGCGCUCCUCGCGGCUGCGGGAACAGAUCAAAACAACGAGGCUAUGCCGGGUGACGAACUUCUAAAAGAACUCGCACAGGACCUGACAGUCAGCGAGAAGACCUCCCCACCCCUUCGCGAAGGGCUGGCGGCCAUCUUCAACAAUCUCUUAUCAGAAAAGAUGGGGGAGGAGAAACUAAAGGCAAAGCUAGACAAAUACCCCGUCCAGAGAACGUACAGGGUUUGCGCACACCCAAAGUAAACCCUUCGAUUUGGAGCCAGCUCUCCACUGCCCUGAAAGCACAGGAUGUCCGAUCGCAGAAAGGACAAAGCACCCUUAUCGGCGCAAUAACAGCCAUGACAAAGGCCGCCGAUUUGGCUCUGGGAAAAUACAGCCAAGAUAAGGAGCUGAUCACCUUGUUGACUGAUUCCGUUGCAAUGGCACUUCAGUACAACCAUGAGGUUAAUCACUCCCGACGCCUGGCCAUGAAAAAAGAGAUGCAUAAAGACUAUGCAGCCCUUUGUAAUGUGUCCACUGUGGAUGGCUCAUCAGAGUUCCUUUUUGGCGACCUGACAAAGCUAGCAAAA